CUUUAUUCCCUCAGGUAAAGUAUAUUUUUCUUGAACGGUCAUUAUUGAUAUUAUUACAAACCACUUUUAACUAUGUACGAACGUUAACCAUUUACUCCAUAAGUACACAAUAAAUAGUCAGCUUGAUUCAAUACCAAAGUCACCCGGAUAGCACAGAAAUAAGAUUAUAUCUCUCCCUUCUGUCUUCUUGCAGACUUCGCAGUGCGUCGGAAACGAAAGAUCCUAUGUCAGAGCAUCGAUGGGAGAAGACAACCUAGUGCUAGAGGCUGCAAACAUCUAUGGGAGAAACGACUAUCAAAAAAUAAUUCAACACGUGGAAAACAGGAUGUUCCAACUACCGUUGCUAACAAAAAACUUUUACAGGACUUCGAAGUUUGCCCAAAAACGAGAGAGAGUAUACAGAAGGUUGAAGCAGUUAAUUGAUUCUAGGAAAACCAUAGAGGAUAAAUGGAUACCAGCCCGCGUUACAAAUGUAACAGCACCAACUGCCACAGUCCCACGAAUGUCUGCGACUUCAACUGUAGUGCGCGAAAUUGAGAAGCAGGAUUCUCGCUACUUGUAUUCCAUGCAGGAAACUGGUUCAAAUGCAAGCCCAAUGUCCAUUGUGGCAGCUUCAAGAACAGCGGACAUAAAGUACAGAAAAGAGGCUGAAAAGAGGAAAAGAGAAGAACAGGAAGACGUCGAUACCGAAGAAGAUCAACCAAAGAAAAGGCAGAGGUAA
Messenger RNA from Actinia tenebrosa (Australian red waratah sea anemone), 721 nucleotides. RefSeq lists its product as uncharacterized. Lineage: Eukaryota; Metazoa; Cnidaria; Anthozoa; Actiniaria; Actiniidae. The record is from RefSeq and is a predicted model, not a curated record.